AUGCCAGUGGAAGAAUUAUCACGAGAAUCGCUAUUUUGCGCUCCAGAGAGCGAUAAGAUAGCAACAGACCUCUAUCACGCCAUCAGAGGCUCGUCUGACCACAAAACCCUCUACCUGUUGUGGCAGCUACGAUUGAACCACCUCUUCCAGGAAUCAAAGCUUGUAGCACGCAGAGAGGGUACCAACCUCGCGGAAGCUAUUCAUUUGCUGGUCCGUCUGGGCGUUCAAGAGCCAGAGACGCAAGUUCCACUGAAGAACGAAGCCAGCGAAACGCCUUUUGGGUUGCAGCUCUCCUUGCUUAGAGUGAAAUACACGACUGCUACUGCAUUCAGUAUCGUCAAUGAGUACUACAAGAUGGUGUACCGCGUGAGAUUAAGUCUCAUCGGCGCGCUGAAAGAACAACGCGUCAUGGAGGUCAAGAAGGUUUCCAUUCUCUGUUACGGCGUUUUAUCCAUACUCGUAGUUAAACGGGAGUUUGGAGCCGCCAUAGGGCUAGUCUCCUCUGUUUUGUCCAACCAUAUAAAAGCGCUCCACGACCAGAGCUUCGAGGAAAACUUGAGAUUCUUGCAUCUCUUACUUAUUCUCCUAGAGUCAAAAGCCUCAGGAUUGCCUAGUAUCAAACCCUUAGAGGCUUCUGGGUUGAACAAGAACUCACAAAGAGAAUUAUGGUGUGUGUUAGAAAACAUUGCUGCCAUUUAUUCUUCGGAUGAGGAUCAGAAUAGAGAGAACUUGGUUGUCCAGAAAGCCCAAUUAGCUAACGGGGGUCUCGGUGCAAUGGACAUCGUUCUGGCAGGACAAGCUCUAAAUGUAGACAGCCAGUUGAUCACCGGAAGAAUCCUUUGCUCGCUUUUGGGAAUGUGGGAAUUAAUGCUACGAUACAACGUUGAGAUGAAAGAGGCGGGCGUUACUGGCUGGAACUUUGAUGCCUUGUGCGAUAUUUUCCAGCCCUCCGACUUUGAACCUGAAAUCGCCGUGCUACAUGCCCUGGUGGCUAAACGGUGGUUCAACGAAGCCUUGUUUAACAAGGUCUAUGGGUUUGAAUAA
Molecule: messenger RNA, 1044 nt
Organism: Babjeviella inositovora NRRL Y-12698
Lineage: Eukaryota; Fungi; Ascomycota; Pichiomycetes; Serinales
Exons: 2
Coding region: 1-1044 (347 amino acids)
Source: RefSeq, a predicted model, not a curated record